Clupea harengus (Atlantic herring) is the source of this 2406-nucleotide messenger RNA. It is a transcript of the gene neurod6b, whose product is annotated as neuronal differentiation 6b. Gene Ontology annotation, cellular component: nucleus. Lineage: Eukaryota; Metazoa; Chordata; Actinopteri; Clupeiformes; Clupeidae. The record is from RefSeq and is a predicted model, not a curated record. Gene Ontology annotation, molecular function: DNA-binding transcription factor activity, RNA polymerase II-specific; E-box binding; protein dimerization activity. Gene Ontology annotation, biological process: positive regulation of transcription by RNA polymerase II; axon development; sensory organ development.
CAUGAGUGUCAUUUCUCAGUGAGAUAGAGAGAGAGCGAGCGAGCGAGAGAGAGAGAGAGAGAGAGAGAGAGAGAGACAGAGAGAGUGUCUGACAGUCCUGCUCAGUGCACAAACAAGGUUGCUGGAAACAAGGAGGGUUUGAGCAUACAAGGCAGGUGAUACUAGGAUAUCCAGGCAAGGAGAACUCAAAAGGGACAUGUUGACAAUACCAUUCGAAGAACACGACAUGAUGUGCGAGCCUCCUUUUGGUGCCAGUUUUCCUCGUGAGAACAUUGGCGAGCAACGGAAACAAGAUAUCCUCCAUCCAGUACCCGAUGACACGUCCCAUUCCGAGACAAAAGACACAGAGGACGAAAACUCGGAGAGAGAAGAGGACGAAAGGGACGUGUGUCACGACGACAAUGAACACCCGAAGAGGAGAGGCCCUCGGAAAAAGACAGGUCGCGCAGAGAGGGUCAAAGUGCGGCGUCAUGAAGCCAAUGCGCGAGAACGCAGUCGCAUGCACGGACUGAACGACGCACUCGAGGGCUUGCGCAAAGUUGUGCCCUGCUACUCCAAAACACAGAAACUGUCUAAAAUCGAGACGCUUAGACUGGCGAAGAACUACAUUUGGGCCCUGUCGGAGACCUUAAGUGCCGGGAAAAGACCCGAUUUGCUUUCCUUUGUCCAAACAUUGUGCAAGGGAUUGUCACAGCCGACCACCAAUUUAGUAGCAGGUUGUCUGCAGCUAAACGCCCGAAAUUUUGUCACUGAUCACAACGGAGAGGUGGCCUUCUCCGGCAGGCCCACAUAUGACGUGCUGUACCCUUACCAGAGCUCGGACAUGGGCACGCCCACUAGCCACAGCACCGGCACCAUAGACGGGACCAAAACAUUCCGACCCUAUAACUACCAAGGCCCAUAUGAGCCAUUUUAUGAGGGCGCGUCUCCCGAGGGCGGGAGUCCACACUUUGAGGGUCCGCUCAGUCCCGCUAUGAACUUCAACGGCAUCUUUUCACUAAAGCACGAAGAUCCGGCCGAAUAUGGUAAGAACUGCCACUACGGAAUGCGAUACUGUGGAGUGCCGACUCGUGGAGCACUCGCCCAAAACUCCAUGUACAGGAUGUCCCCUGACAAUCAAUUCCCUUAUGACCUGCAUCUGCGCAGUCAGUCCAUCCAAGACGAAAUAAAUGCGCCUUUUCAUAAUUAAUGGGCAACGUAAAAGGUUCCAAUUCCCUUUUGACUGUUAAUUACUGACUGCACAUUUUAUGCACUGAAGAUGAAAUCAGUUUUAUUCGGGCUUAUUCACAGUUAAUUGCGUACUAUAUGUAUUUAUUUAAUUCCCAAUUAAUUGGGCCUACGUUUACAAGAAUUUAGGUUGAUUGUAUUUUUAUUUCAGAUUUUGUAUGACAAGGUUUGAAUUGUAUUUAUUCAAUGUAUGAAAUAAAUGAAAAGUCUGUGCAAUCAAAUGUAAUGAUGCAAUCAGUAUGUUUUCAGUAGUAAAUGCUGCUUUUGAUUUUAAAGUAAGUUUUGAAAUAAAUUCAUGUUAAGGGUGUAAUAAUCUAUGCAAACAUGCAUCGCUAUUAACCGACACAAAACGAAAUUUUAGUGAGAACUAACGUUAUCCUAUCCUUGACCUUCAAGUCACAAUUGCAAAUACAAAAUUGCACUAUAAAAACAUACCUCCUAGAUAUCUAUUGAUUAAAUAGUUAAACGAACUGACAAAUCAUAUUAGAGAGAUAUUCACUUUCAGGCACGGUUUUGAAGUAUGACAUGAUUGCAGUCUAACAGAUGGGGUGAUCUGGCAUGAAAUUCAGUGGGCUAAACAUAUAGCCUACUGGCUUACGGCAGAUUAAAGGGAUUUCGGAAAUGAAUGCAGAUUUUCCUAUUCUGCUGUAUGCCUUCUGUUUUGAAAUCAUCGCAAGUGGACAAAUGUUAAAAGCAGCAUAGCAGGCCUACAACUGUAUGUUUGGCGGUUAAAGAAUAUCUAGCUUGUUAUUCAUUAUGGAUCGUGGUUCACAAUGUAAAUAGAACAAAUUAUGUAUAAAUACUGUGAACAACAUUGUGAUGUUUUAACUCUGCCUGCAUAUCAUUUGAGCUGUGUAUGCUGGUAUUACUGACAUACGUUUCCAGUUUCAAGUUUUACAUCAUUGUGUUCUUUCUUUCUUCCGUUGACUUUCUUACUAGUUCAGUCACUCGUUGUUUAGCUGUGAAAGAAGAGGUAAAAGGUGCGGUGCGACCUGAUGCUAUAGGCCCACGAGGCUUGGGGUGCUGGUGCUUCUUCUUCUUCUUCUUCUUCUUCUUCUUCUUCUGCUAAAUUUACUUAUGACUCUGAUGUAUAUUACUGGUCAUCUGCAAUGUGUUUUACUCCUUUUAUUUUUUUUUACGUGUAAGAAGUGUCUAUUUCAAAUAAAAUAUGGAACCAGC